GCAGUUGAGCGCACGAAAUCGGUCGAGUCUCUGAACGGCUUAAACGGUGAAAAAUAUAUUAAAUAAUAAAAUAUUCUUCAAACUAAGUUACAGUGCAUAAAAACAAAGUGAUGCCUUCAACUGUAGAACAUAACGAAAAAUCGCAAACCGCACCAGAAGCAAAAAAUGACGCGCCAGUACAAAAUUUCGAAAACCCCAAGUGGCUAACGGCGGAACUAUUUGAAAAAUUGCUUAAAGAUACCGUUGCAAAUUAUAAAAGUAUCAAAUGUUUCGAAACCAAGCCAGCGCUAGCACCUGGCGAAAACUAUGUCACAAUAAUACUACGUGUUCAUAUAGAUAUUGAAUUAGUAGAUGGCACGCCCAAAUCGCUCUCGUACAUAUUGAAGUUACCCCAAGAAGUCGAAGCAUACAAGGAUAUGAUGCGGAAACAUAAUAUUUUCGAGAUCGAGUAUAGGAUGUACCAUGAAGUUGUGCCCGAGUUUGAGCAACUGUACCGACAGUCCGGCAUUGAGUUAAAUUUUUCGGCAAAAUGUUACCAUAUCGAGGCACCUUCAGAGUUUGGCGUAAUUUUGUUGCAAGACAUGCGCCCACUCGGCUACAAAAACGCCAACCGUUUAGAAGGGCUUGAUUUGGAGCAUACGCAGGCGGUGCUUGAGCGUUUGGCGCAAUGGCAUGCAGCCUCUGCAGUGCGUGUCGAGACCAAGGGACUAUACCCGGAGUUAUUUAACAAAGGCAUGUUAGCCGCAGCGGGUGGCGAUUCUUUUACAAAUUUUAUAAUUUCAAUUAAAUCACACGUUUUUGAGUCUGUAAAGGCUAUAGAGGGAAGUGAAGCUUACAUCGACAGCGUGACAAAUACUCUUGAUAAGAUGGUGGGCGAAAUAUUACGCACAGAAGGUUACGAUUCAAGUGAGUUCAACGUUUUGAACCAUGGCGACUGUUGGUGCAACAAUAUGAUGUUUAAAUAUGACAGCGAGGGUAAGCUCGAAGACGCACUACUCGUCGACUACCAGAUGAUCAACUAUGGCUCACCAGCGAAGGACUUGCAUUACUUCUUAACCUCAUCUACGCGCUACGAGUUGAAAGUUAAUCGAUUCGAUUAUUUUAUAAAAUUCUAUCAUGAUAACUUAUAUUUUGGUGGAAACGCCGUAUUAGUGAAGAACUUGAUGCUUUUAAAGUACCCUAAAAAGCCGCCAACGUUGAAAGAUAUGCAUAUCGCAAUGUUAAAGCACGGCUUGUGUGGUUUUGCAGCGGCUGUGGGUGCAAUGCCAGCGGCCUUAUUGGAGUCCAAUAGCGAUGCUACUAUAGAUGGUUUUGUUGGGGAAACGGAGGCUGGAGCUCGAUUUAGAAAUGCCUUGUACACGAAUCCCAGCUUUCGCAAACACAUGGAAAUUGUAGUGCCUUUUAUGAACAAUCGUGGCGUCUUCGAAAUGUGAGAUCUAAGAAAUCCGAGUUGUGACUGAUUCUAUGUGUUCAAAAAUAUAAUAAACCAAUUAAUUCAUAAAUAGAAUAAAUGCAAAUAACUGUAAAUGAGCACA
This is a messenger RNA of Anastrepha obliqua, 1535 nucleotides long. RefSeq lists its product as uncharacterized. The transcript has 5 exons. Lineage: Eukaryota; Metazoa; Arthropoda; Insecta; Diptera; Tephritidae. The record is from RefSeq and is a predicted model, not a curated record. The coding region runs from base 111 to 1433 and encodes 440 amino acids.